Dichotomopilus funicola is the source of this 1575-nucleotide messenger RNA. Its product is annotated as major facilitator superfamily domain-containing protein. The transcript is spliced from 4 exons. Gene Ontology annotation, molecular function: transmembrane transporter activity. Gene Ontology annotation, biological process: transmembrane transport. The record is from RefSeq and is a predicted model, not a curated record. Lineage: Eukaryota; Fungi; Ascomycota; Sordariomycetes; Sordariales; Chaetomiaceae. Bases 1 to 1575 code for a protein of 524 amino acids. Gene Ontology annotation, cellular component: membrane.
AUGGCUGCGGAGAAAUCCCCCGAGGCCCCUGCGCCUCGUCUCGAGGAGGAACAGGUCGGCGGCUACGUCUCGGAGCAUAGCAACUUCGACUCGCUGUCGGCGUCAAGCAAGGAGCGCGAUCUACUGGCUGAUGAGACGGCGGAUGCUGCGCUGGGCCGAAAGGUUCACUUGGUUAACAACGCCAUUGACGAGAUCGGCUGGACCCCGUACCACUCGAAGCUGUUUAUGCUCAACGGUUUUGGAUAUGCUGUCGACUCACUCGUCAUGCUGCUGCAGUCCGUCGUGGCCGGCCAGGCCUUCACCGAGUUCGGUGAACACGGUUACGCGACUGGCAUGACCAUUGCGCUAUACUCUGGCAUGUUCGUCGGAUCUCUGUUCUGGGGCCUGGGCGCGGACAUCAUCGGACGGAAACAUGCGUUUAACUACUCUUUGAUCCUCGCCACUAUCGCCACCAUCGUCGCGGGCGGCAUGCCCAAUUGGGAGUCUCUCGGAUUCUUUAUCGCCCUAUUGGGGUUUGCCGCUGGCGGUAACUUGGUGCUCGACACAACGGUCUUUUUGGAGUACUUGCCGGGUGACAAGCAGUGGGUUGUAACGCUGAUGGCCGCUUGGUGGGGUAUCGGCCAGGCUAUUACCGGGUUCAUCGCCUGGGGUUUCCUCGUACCCGGGCAAUGGAACUGCUCCUCGGUCGAGACCUGCACCAAGGCGAACAACAUGGGCUGGCGCUAUGUCAUGUUCACGAGCGGCGCCCUGGUCCUAGUCAUGUCGGUCGCCCGUGUUACGGUCGUUAAGCUCAAGGAGACUCCCAAAUAUCUGUUAGGGAUGGGCGAGGAUGCCAAGGUCGUGGAGACUUUCGAGUACCUGGCUAAGAAGUACAACCGGCCCUGCAGCCUGACGCUUGACAAGUUGCAGGCCUGCGGCAGUAUCAGGGUCGAGGGCAAGUCGAAGUUCUCUUUCGGGGAGACGUUUGGCCACAUCCGCGGUCUCUUCACUACCAGGAAGACUACCAUCUCGACCCUCAUGAUUUGGCUCUCCUGGAUGAUGAUCGGUAUCGUCUACCCGCUCUUCUACGCCUUCCUCCCGACCUACCUCGAGAACGCCGGCGCCGACGUCUCCGUCACCCCUUACGAGAAGUGGCGCAACUACGCCUUGACUAACAUCAGCGGUGUCUUCGGUCCCAUCCUCGCCGGCUGGAUGUGCAACCUCCCCUUCCUCGGCCGCCGCUACACCAUGCUCAUCGGCGCGCUCCUGACAGCCGUCUUCUUCUUUGCCUACACCGCUGUACGAACGGCCGACCAGAACGUCGGGUUCUCUUGCGCUAUUGGGUUCUGUCUGAAUAUCUACUACAGUGUGCUGUUUGCCUACACCCCCGAGGUGCUGCCCAGCGCGCACCGCGCGACGGGUAACGGGGUCGCUGUGGCGGGUAACCGGAUCAUGGGUGCGCUGUCAGCAGUCAUUGCGACCGAGGCUGAUACAUCGACGUCGGCGCCCAUCUAUAUUUGCGGUGCCCUGUUUGCCGGGCUGGGAAUCGUUGCCGCGCUGUUCCCAUUCGAGCCGUAUGGUAGGCGGAGUUCGUAA